GCCGGGAUAUAUGAAGUUUUCGGCGGUAGUGGAGCCGGUUCAGCGCUGGUUGACUUCUUCCCUAUCUCCGGUGUGGCGAAACCUUCGUUCACGACUGCCAUGAUGCAAGAUUGUCUGAAGAAGGGCGCUCUGACCAGCGAAGAUGAGAUUGUGAUCAAGGGCACUGCUGGAACACUCUACGCAGCGGGUACUGACACGACUUUGACGUCGAUUAUGGUCUUCAUCCUUGCGAUGGUGCAACCUCCUGACAUCUUUCAGAAAGCUCAAGAGGAAGUCAUUCAAGUUGUCGGAGAGACCAGGCUCCCGGAGUUCAACGAUAGGACAUCGCUGCCGUAUCUCGAGAACAUCAUCACAGAGGUGUACAGGUGGUAUCCCGCAGUUCCUAUAGGGGUCCCGCAUCUAGCAUCGGACGAUGAUGUGUACCGUGGCUACUACAUACCGAAGGGCUCCAUGACUAUCCAACAUAUGGGCAAUGUUCCAUGACCCAGAAGUAUACCCGGAGCCAGAGAUGUUCAAGCCUGAGCGGUUUGCAAACAUAGACACCGACCGUGGCGAUGAUCCGAACCUGGGCGACCCGCGGAAGAUAGUAUUCGGCUUCGGACGAAGGGUUUGUCCAGGACGAUACUUCGCCGACAACAGUGUCUAGAUCGUUGCAGCUUGUAUCAUUUCGACGAUGAGCAUCCGUAAAGCGCGGGACGCACGUGGGGAGGAAAUCACACCAUCGCCGAAGUUUCACA
This is a messenger RNA of Rhodofomes roseus, 737 nucleotides long. Its product is annotated as cytochrome P450. Gene Ontology annotation, molecular function: heme binding; oxidoreductase activity, acting on paired donors, with incorporation or reduction of molecular oxygen; iron ion binding. The coding region runs from base 100 to 483 and encodes 127 amino acids. The transcript has 8 exons. The record is from RefSeq and is a predicted model, not a curated record. NCBI's taxonomy places the organism in Eukaryota, Fungi, Basidiomycota, Agaricomycetes, Polyporales, Fomitopsidaceae.